Messenger RNA from Leptopilina heterotoma, 999 nucleotides. RefSeq lists its product as uncharacterized. The transcript has a single exon. The coding region runs from base 1 to 999 and encodes 332 amino acids. The record is from RefSeq and is a predicted model, not a curated record. Lineage: Eukaryota; Metazoa; Arthropoda; Insecta; Hymenoptera; Figitidae.
AUGUCACCAUUAGAUCGAUAUAAUAAAAUAAAACAAUGUAAACUCUGUAUAAAUUGUUUAGCAGCUAAACAUAAGGUGCAAGAAUGCACGAGCUCAUACACGUGUCGAAAAUGUAAACAGAAACACUAUUCAUUGCUUCAUCGCGAUAACUCGAAUACUAACACAACACAAUAUAAAUCGGAAAAGGAACAUGAAUUAGAGUCUAACAAUAAUGAAACAGAAUGCAAAAACGUUAAAACACAUUUUUUAUCCACAAAUAAAAUUGUGCCAAAAACAGUUUUACUCGCGACAGUUCAAUUAAUGGUUACGUCAAAUAAUAAAAAAAUUCAAGCUCGUGCAUUGUUAGACCAAGGUUCAACAUUUUCCUUCAUAUCAAAUAAAUUAGCAACUGCUUUAAACGCGAAACGAAAUCGAGUGUCCGCAACGCUGUCAGGUUUAAGUGGAACGUCAGCAGGAACAGCAUCAUCAGCUGUUGAUAUAAAUCUCAUGCCAAUCCACUCUGAAAAUCCCGUCUUUCAAACUGAAGCAUUAGUCCUUCCUAAAAUCACAUCUUAUAUCCCUGAAAAAAGAAUUGCGUUAAAUAGAUGGCCUCACUUAGCAAAUCUCGCGUUAUCAGACGAUCCAUCAAAUGAAUCAGAGAUACAUAUGCUCAUAGGUGUCGACCUUUACGGAGCAAUAAUUUUAGGUGAAAUAAAAAAAGGAAAUGCGGAUGAACCAAUAGCACAAAAAAUAGUAUUUGGCUGGGUGUUAUCAGGGCCGAUUUCGUCUACAGUCACAGAUAAUGAUCCACUUAUUUCGGUACAUCAUUGUCUGUCACUCAAACAAUUAAAUUCCACAAUCACAAAAUUUUGGGAUGAUGAAAAUAUUCCUGAUAAAAAACUAUUAUCUCCUGAAGAUGAAUUUUGCGAAUCCCAUUUUUUAUCUACUCACAGUCGUAUUCCAGAUGGUCGUUAUAUGGUUCGUCUUCCGAUUAAACAAUCACCCCCAAAAAUUGGCUAA